AUGGCGAGCCAAUCCUACCGCAUCAGCUCUGGCUGCAGGGUCAAGAACUUUAGCUCCCGCUCUGCCAUUGUGUCCAAGCCUGGGGAUCGCAGCUGUGUCAGUGCCACGGCCCAUCAUGGGGGCAGUCCUGGGGGGCUAGGCUACAGGCGCCUGGGAGGCUUUGGCAGUCAGAUCCUGUGUACGGUGUGGUCUCCCCGGAUCACGGUGAGUUGUGGAUGGGCCCUACACAGCAGAGGCAGGUUUGGCUACCCGGCAGGGGGCCUUUGUAAGCUCAGCCCGCCCCACAUCACAUCUGUCACCAUCAAUGAGAGCCUCCUCAUACCCCUCAACCUAGAGAUCGACCCCAAUGCCCAGUGUGUGAAGCACGAGGAGAAGGAGCAGAUCAAGUGUCUCAACAACAAGUUUACUGCCUUCAUUGACAAGGUGCGCUUCCUGGAGCAGCAGAACAAAUUGCUGGAGACCAAGCUGCAGUUCUACUAGAACCGCAAGUGCUGUGAGAGCAACCUGGAGCCCCUGUUCCAGGGCUACAUUGCGACUCUGCAGCGGGAGGCCGAGUGCGUGGAGGCUGACAGCGGCAGGCUGGCCUCAGAGCUCAACUGCACACAGGAGGCUCUGGAGGGCUGCAAGAAGAAGUAUGAAGAAGAGCUGGUCCUCAGGGCCACAGCUGAGAACGAGUUCAUGAUGCUGAAGAAGGAUGUAGACUGCGCCUGUCUGCGCAAGGUGGACCUGGAGGCCAACGUGAGCCUCUUCCUGCAGUCCCUCUACGAGGAGGAAAUCCACCUCCUUCAAUCACAAAUCUCUGACAUGUCUGUGGUGGUGAAGAUGGACAACAGCCGGGAGCUCAGCAUGGACUUGGUUGUGGCCGAGAUCAAGGCUCAGUAUGAUGAUAUUGCCAGUCGCAGCCGGGCGGAGGCCGAGACCUGGUACCAAACCAAGUGCGAGGAGGUGAAGGCCACAGUCACCCAGCAGGGUGAGAACCUCCACAGAACCAAGGAUGAGCUCAACGAGCUGAACCGCGUGAUCCAGAGGCUGACGGCAGAGGUGGAGAACGCCAAGCAGCAGCGCUGCAAGCUGGAGGCCACGGUGGCCCACUCUGAGCAGCAGGGUGAGGCAGCCCUCAGCAAUGCCCGCUGCAAGCUGGCCGAGCUGGAGGGCACCCUGCAGAAGGCCAAGCGGGACAUGGCCUGCCUGCUCAAGGAGUACCAGGAGGUGAUGAACUCCAAGCUGGGCCUGGACGUGGAGAUCACCACUUAUUGCAAACUGCUGGAGGGCGAGGGGAUCCAGCUGUGUGAAGGCGUGGGCUCAGUCAAUAUCUGUGUGAGCCGUUCCCAGGGUGGUGUGGUCUGCGGGGACCUGGACUCUGCUGCCUCCCUUCGCUCAGAGGGUGUGGCCAUCAGCAGUGGUGCACUGUGUUCCCCCUCUGUGGUGGGGGCCUGCUCCAGUGCCCGAUCUGUGUGGUUUGCGUAG
Molecule: messenger RNA, 1467 nt
Organism: Macaca mulatta (Rhesus monkey)
Lineage: Eukaryota; Metazoa; Chordata; Mammalia; Primates; Cercopithecidae
Source: RefSeq, a predicted model, not a curated record